AUGGACGUUGGCAGCAUCUCGCGGCAUGUGGAUUCGGAUUUCCGCAGGUUCAUGGGCCACCUGCCCAACAGCUCGGAGCCAGAGAUCACCAACCUGACUGCGGAGAUCCUACGCUUGGGCGAAUUCUGGUGGCCUUCCACCAAUUCGGAUGGAAGUCAACCAUCAAGUUUUACUCGUAUCUCCAUCUCUCCGCAACGUGUGCCGUUGGACGGCCUCGACGUCGUCAUGCGCACGGAUGGCUUCUAUAUUCCGCCCUACUCUCGAUGUCGAUGUCAGUUUGGCACCAUUCAGGUGCCGGCCUUUUGCGUGGCGCAGCUGCAAGAAGUGCAAUGCAGGGCCCCGGCAGUGACGGGCCAACAAGCGGUGCGGGCCCGCUUUUCCAUCAACGAUGGAGCCACCUGGGGACCCGAUGUAGCUUUCGCGUACUAUGCACCACCGCUCUUUGCGGCGUUGCAACCUCCGUUGGGAUCGCUGUUGGGGGUGAACAACGUCUCCAUCUACAUGUUCCAAUUCCCCACAGACGACCUGGUGCCGUCUUACUGCCGCUGGCAAGGUACCUUUGUGACCCCCAUCUACCCCGGCAGCUCGGAUUACAUCGUGUGCCCCGUGCCGGCGCACAGCAAGUUUGCACCAUACAUCCAGGAGGGAGACGACAUGCCAUUGACCCUGGAGGUCAGUUUCGCAGGCAUUCCCCCGGUGUGGAUCCCCCUACCACGCAGCUUAAACUUCCGACAGCACAACAGCCCGGUGCGCGAAACACAGGAGCCCUUGGAGCGCUUGGCAUCGGGCGAGCUCUUCGUAGCUCCGCGCCACGGUGUGGCCAUCAAAGGCGGCGCCGAUCUCACGCUGACGGGCUCUGGCUUUGUGUACCCCGCGGUAAACCGCUCCUUGGUGGGCUGUGUCUUCGGUCGCUGGUACUUCUCGCCGGGCGAGGUCAAGAGCGACACGGAAAUGCGCUGCCGCGCCCCGUCGCUCUUCGACGUUUUCCCGGAUGCACAACCGCCCAUGGAUGUGACUAUCGAUCUGAGUUUCGAUGGUGGACAGACCAGCACCAAUCUGAACAACGUCUACAGCUACCUUAAGGACUUCCAGUUCGAAUCCGUGCUGCCUUCUGGUGGCCUCUACAGUACGCAAACGUUGGCGACGUUGCAAGGGAAGAACUUCAAGCGAACUCCCAACAUCUUCCUGAAAUUUGGUGACAUCAAGGUCUCAGCAGCCCUGGCUACAGCCGAGACGCUAAGAACCCUGGCGCCGCAGCAGGAGGAGCCAGGCACCUACAAAAUCCAGUACUCCGUGGACGACCAAACCUUUGUCGACACGGGCUUGGUUUGGGUGGCCUCGGCCACGUCGUUGGUCACUGCUAUCAUUCCAGACCGCGGCUUCCGGGUGGGCGGGACCAACGUGACCAUCGUGACCAGUGGCCUUUAUUGGUUGCCCACGCUCACUUGCGUCUUCGGAUAUGCACCUGUGUCCACCGUUCCCGUGUACAACCCCGAGGAUCCACUGAAUCCACGCCUCACUUGCCUCACACCACCCUGUGAGAAGGCCAUGUAUUUGGACGGUGUGGGGCCCAACAGCUCCGUCGAUUGUUUUGGCUUCGUCACCGUGCAGAUGACCUUCAACGGUCGCAACAUGUUCGGCAACCUGACCUACGAAUAUGUGAAGAUGCCUCAGGUGACCUAUGCCAGCCCCUUCCCGGCCAGCGGUUGGAGCAACGAUCUCACGAUCGCUUUGUUCGGCAUGAACUUCCAAGAGCCCAUGUGGUGUCGAUGGGCUGACUUGAGCGAGAGCCCCGCCACGGACGUGACGCCUGGCUUCAUGCGUUGCACUGCACCGCAGCUCCCCGUGGAGAUGCGUCCGGACAACGCAUCCACGGUCCACAGCAUCUUGAGCUACUUCGAGAUCUCGCCCAACGGACAAGACUGGACGCGCUUCAAACGCGCGUGGCUGUGGUACAGGGAGCCGGAAGUAUUGAACAUCGUUCCAAACACCACCUUCCGGUCGUAUGCGCCUCAAGGGGAUUUCAUCAUCACGGGGCGCUACUUCCGCUUGUUGCAGCCCGAACUGGUGCAGUGCGUGUGGCUGUAUGACAAAUACCUACCCCCCGAGCGCGUCAACGCGGAGCUCCUUUCGCCUGAGACGCUGCGGUGUCAACCCACGCAGCCGGCAGCAGCGUCGGGCAUCGACACCAUCGACAAGUUGCAGCCUUUGGGCGUCAAUCUGGAAGUUUCCAUGUCGACGCAGGUGGACUCGGCCUCGGCUUUGACGGUGCUGGCGGAGGAACGGAUGGAGCUCCAAGCCUCCGUGGAGGGCAACUUCCCAGGCCAUGCGCUUGCAGAUCUUGUGGAUGCAAGACAUGAUGUACCCACGGACCCACUUCUCGCAGCGCACAUCAAGGGCUACGGCCUCCCAACUUCGGAAUUGCGGGUGGCUGAACGCUUCCAUCUUGAAGCCUACAAGGCUGCAACUUCAGCACAGCACCAACUUGGUCCAUGUUGCACGCUCACCUUGCGUGGUUUGCGGCUCUGGGCGGAAGAGCCGAUUUAUGGCAGCGGCAACCGCACAGGCGCCAAGCUCUUUGUUGCUGUGGGCGAUCACUUGUUGGAAGCGCGACGUGGCAAGGACCCCAAUUGGGCCACGGUGCGUUUGCCACCCACGCCCCAUAUGGCCAUAGUGCCGCGUGCCGAGCCUCUACGCCUCACGAGGAACCUGCAGGACUACACGCCUGCGGACGUCAGCAUUGGUUUCAACCCUAUUCCCAUCGGCACCUUCUACCGUGCCGAGCUCCACAACGGCACCCUACAGCCCUGCCCCCAGGGCCACGCGUGCCCGGGCGUGGGCGUGAACCAGUCCGACCUGACCUAUCCAGGGGAUGCGCCCAUCAGGUGUUUACCAGGCACCUGGAUGAACGCUACGGGAUACUUCGAAUGUGAACCAUGCCCUGAGGGCGUCUACUGCCCUCGCUAUGCCAUGAUCGAACCUGAGCAUUGCGAGACGGGCUACAUCUGCUGGGGUGGCACAGAGUUUGAUGCGAACUUGGCGAUUUGCCCCGCUGGAAAGCUCUGUAUCCGUCCGCCCUACGGAAAAACACCUUCAUCCAGCACGUCGCGCUUCCCCUUCAUCCGACGCUUGAGUGAGGAGGCGGAAGAGGCUCCCUCUGAGGAGCGGCGCUUGCGGCUCGCCACCGUGCCCAGCAGCGUGGAGAUCCAAGCGUGUCCCGCAGGCUAUUUCUGCCCACCGGGAUCGAUCGCACAACUGGAUCCCUUCACGGGCGAAUUGAUCUAUGUGUCGCCUAUGGCCUGUACUCGCCUGGGCAUCGUGUGCUCCGAGGGUUCCUUCAACCCGCUCUCCAUUGACGUCAUCGCCGGGCCCGGGGAGUACGUUGCGCCCGACGGCAGUGGCGUGCUGCCGUGUCCUGUGGGGAUGUCCUGUCCUGGAGGACCAGGCUUCCUCCUGCCAUCACCAUGUCCUCCCGGUCAGUACCAGCUCAGUUCGGGAGCGCCCGAUUGCUCCACCUGCACCGCGGGCACCAUAUGUCCCGGUUUCGGUAGUGCCCUGCCCACCUUGUGUCCUGCUGGUCGCGUGUGCGCGCACGCGGGGCGCGAGAUUCCAUCCUACUUGUGUCCAGCAGGAUCCUAUUGCCCUCCGGGUGUCAUCACUCUGAACACCCUGGCGGGUUUAUCGGACAACGGGCCGCGCAUUUGUCCACCGGGACUGUAUUGUAUGGCCGGAACCUCCUCUGUCAUUCCAGAUCCCACUAGUAUGACCACGGCGAAGCAAUGCACGCAGGGUACCUUCUGUGUGGCCAACACCACCACAGCGGGCGGCACGGACAAUUGCCCACCCCGAUGGUACUGCCCUGCGGGUGUGAGUUCUCCACAGCCCACGCCUCCUGGGCAUUAUGUGGGACAAUCUGGCAGCAUCUAUCCAUCCAAGUGCCGGCCUGGAACCUAUGCAGCCAAUUGGCUCAUGAUUGAGUGUGAGCCCUGCCCAGCCGGCACGGAGUGCCCCCUGGAUGGCACCGUGGUUCCCACGGUGUGUCGUCCCGGAUCCUACCGCGAAGCAACCACUGCAGGGUCGGAUCCCACGAAGAACGUCAUGUGUACUCCCUGCCCGCAGGGUACAUGGUCAGAACGUGGUGGCCUUUCAUCGGUCCUGGAUUGCAAGAACUGCGAUGAAAGGUACGUGUGUCCCAUGGAGGGUACCAUUCGUUUCGCCACCUUCGAGCAACCCUGCCCAGCCGGAGCCGCGCCCACGGACAUUUGCUACGAAAAUUCCCAGGGAUGGGAUUGCCCACAAGGCUACGGCUGCGGUCCGGCCACUACCUCCUUCACACAGUACGACUACUUCUGCGAAGCGGGCUUUUGGUGCAAGGUCCGGACCGUGCCCAGCGAGACGCGCAACUUGCUAUGCCCUGCAGGUUACUACUGCAAGCGCGAGACCGGGCAGUCCGGCGGCUCAGGGCGCUACGCCUUCCGCUGCCCCAGCAACCGCUUCUGUCCCGAGGGCACUGCAGCUGAAGACGUCCGCAUUGACAACCAGCUCCUCAUUGUCUUGGAGAACGUUCAGUCGCUGGUGUCCAUCGUCACGCAGCCGGACUUGGAGAGAGGCUCGAUGUGCCGCAUCUGUUUGGAAGACGCGGAUCCUGGUGUUUUCGAUUUACGCCGCUGUAAACCCUGCGGAAAGAUCGUGCCCCUGUCGUUCUUCGAAAAUCUGGCGAACCUCAACUCGGGCGCCCGUCGCCUUGACGACUUGGAUCUGGACUCCAACUAUGUCGCCUUGCACGAGAACUACAGCAACAUCACCCGGGGUAAGCAGGUGUGGCUGUUGCCCAAGCAGAAUUUCACAGAGGAACGGGUGGUCCUUGAGGAGGUCUUUGCGGAUGAACUGAGCCGCGAGAUCUUCGAGCGCGCCAUGGAAGCGCGAGGGCACCGCGAGCCCCGCUACGAGAUCCCCAGCGCCCUGGCAGAUUUGGAGCUGCCACAGGUCAAAAGUUUGAAGCCAGGAAACCCAGAUCCAGCCGCGCGGGAUCGCUGGGAGCCCCAAACGGGGCCGGAAGAACGGGGAAAGGCAAUGGUAUGCCGUAGGUCAGCAGUGGCCCGGGAGCUGCAAACAGUAGAGGACAGCGUCGACAACAUGACCAAUAGCUCCAACGAAACGGAAGUGGUGUACCAAUGCGCACCAGAUAUCACCACGGUGGAGCUCACACCGUGGACCAAGAGUUCUGGGCUGCCCUGCUAUUCCGCAGUGGAGGACUGGAAGGGCACGCUGCAGUGCCCACGGGGGACCAUCUCAACGAUUGGUUCCCAGUCUCCGGAAGAUUGCAUCCAGCAAGGCGAGCUGAUUGCAGUGACGAACAUCUACAGAUGUCCCUUGUGCCGUGGGGACCUGGAGUCGGAGGUAUACCCUCCAAGUACUUACAAGGCAAGUCAAUUGCUGCGCUUAUCCAUCAAUGCAUUGGUGGAGCUCUUCAUUCCGACCUAUGUUAAAGCCCGUGGUGUGACACGUGCCAAGAGGUUACCCGCCGGUGGAGAUGCGCCCCUGCAGCGAGGGCAAAUGGCCCGCCGACUAUGUGUUCCUCGGAGCGGGAAACUUCCCACGGAGGGCACUCGCGGGGCGAGGUGUGACAUGGCUGUUGAAGUCUUGUGCAACAUCACCGAACCCUUGGAGUUUGAGAAGUAUGACACGGACUACAAGAAGUCCUUCGUGUGGGGCUCCAAGAUUGAUCCUACAGACCCUGAAAGCAAAACGGUGGCCUUCUACGGUUUCGAUCCCUUCGAAGAUGAGGAUUUGGUGAAUAAACGUCCCUUCCAUAGCUUCGAGCUGCAACCCAUGGACAUCGCCGUUCUGGACUUUUCCUUCGAUCGCAUCUCAAAGACCACCCUGGUAAACGCAGGGGAGGCGGGCCACUUCAACAUUCACAUCCACUCCACGCUCUUGGACCCCAAUGACCCGGUGCAACAAGCGCGUGGCCAUUUGCUGCCGCCCUUCUUCUGGCGUUCCAUCAACACUCGGCUCCAUGUGCACACACAACUGAAGAUCAUCGCCUUGGAGCAGUUCAGCAUGAGCGUUCAAUUGGAUUUGCUGCAUGGUGGUCACGUGCAGAAUUUGGACACCUUCAAUGAGGUGCUGGACAUUCACCGCUACAGCCCCUCGCGUGCGGAUUGGGGCAAGCGCUUCUUCUUCUGCCCAGUGAUCUCGAAGGAAGCAUUGCUGGACGGUUUCUACGAACUGCCCUACAACAUGCCUCCGGGCUUCGCCAGUGCCGUAGGCAAUCCCGGCUUGGCCAUCGGCCUGACAAAGCUGGGCGGCAACUUGGAAAACCAGCCGCAGACGGAAUUCUACGAUGGGAACAACGCCUUGGCGGCAGUGGACAAGGGCGGCCAGGCCUUUUGGCAAUCGCAAGGUUUAGAGACGGUCCCAAUGCCUUGGCUGCCGUUCUUCUCCAACUGCGUUGGCUUCGAUUCGUACAUCAUCCUCUGGGAUCUCUUCGAAUCUCCCGGCGAGCUCCGGGAGGGCUGUGAGAUGGUUCCGCGUGAGGAGGUGAAGAUCGUGCCACCGCUGAUCGUGGACUUCGAUACCUUAGAGCCACGCUUUGAUCCGGUGGCCGACAGCUGUCAGUUGAUCACCAAGUGCCACUUCGAGGAAUAUAUUGUACCAGACUCCUACGGCUCAACUCUCUGGUGGGAGCUGCCCGAAGAGACGGUCCUCUUUUACAUCACAACGCAGCCCAUCAGCUACGAGGACUUCAAAAUCGGAGACCCCUUCUUCGCGCCCAUGGUGGGUACCGAGCUUUUGACUGGAGUCAACUUGAUGAUGGAUGACAGGAGCGAUCCAGACGGAGGACCCAACGCCCCCAACCUACGCAUUCCUCGGCGCGUCAUCUUCCAGAUGGCCUACUUCCAGGAAAGCCAAGAUAAGAAGAAGUUGGUGUCCGCAGACAUGCAGUUGCAAUCCUUCGAUAAUGACGACACCAACACUGUCUACUACCUCAUGUUGGCCUUUGAAGCCCUGGGUUGGCAAGAUCUCAUGAACGAGUUCCAGCUGCCAUAUCAUGUCUAUGGCAUUCUCUACUGCCUCAUUGGUGAUUUUUUUCAUCCCAUUUUGCGUGCCAUGCAUGACCCGACUGCGCAUGAUUUCGGCGCCGCCCGUGACAGCGUCGGCCUUUCUGACUCAAUUUCUUCCUGGCGCGAUUGCGCCAUCAUUCUUGCUACUGUGGAACCUACUUCUUUCUACAAAGGGCCUCCCUCCGACGAUGCCUGCCCCAAGGCCUUCUGCGCCACGGACGACUACGCCAACGACGCUGGCGAAGCCAGCGUCGUCAGCGCCACCCUGUCGGGCGAGGAGAUUGCCAUGAGGCUGAAACUCCGCAAGGCCACCGGCCUCAAUUUCUACAGGGGCAGCUUCGUCGCGAAACGAUUAGGUCGCACGGCGCCUUCAACGUGGUCAGCCAGGGCUUCGUCGUGCGGCGCCAGGUCCACUUCGACGUCGCCACGUGGAGGCCGCAGAACGAUGACUCCCACGGGAGGGGCGCAUUACCACUACGCCUUUCUCUCAUUCGACUUCAGCAGGUCUAGAGGGCCUGCACCUCGAAUGUACGACGUCGUUGAGCACUUGAGGGGCCACCUUGUCGGCCAGAGUCUGGGUGCGGUGGGCGCCACCUUGGUAGCCUGGGCCGGCAUCCGUCUGAAGGUGCGGAAAGCCAACCAACCACCAUUUCGGUUGCUGGAAUGUUACGAGUUCAUGUUCUGGUGGCCGGUGCAAGGGGUCACCUUUGCCACACUGCCAGUGGUCUUUGCCUGCGGCUUCAUCAAGCUCCUGUUAGCGCCUGAGUUUAACUUCACUGGCGCCAUACCCUGCACCUACGGCGAGUUGGCCUCGGCUCAGACGGACGAGAGCGAAUCGGAACGCUGUCGUCAGGGUCGCACGGGCACAUGCUUUUUGCUGGCCGGGAUGUUGAUGUUGGUGUCAGGGAGCCGUUUGAUCAUCCCGCGCUUGCGGGAAGUGGAGGAGCAAUUCCUCCUGCAGCAGCCCACGCAUUUGCUGAGUCGAGAAGGCUUGACCCUGCGAGCAGAGCAACGGCAGCAGAUCAGGACGGUGCCCAUUCGCUGGAAGCGAGCGCACUUGAUCUUCGUGAGUGUGUUUCUGAUCUUUCCCUUGACCUUGCUCUGGGAGUUCACCUACUGCGACUUCUUUGGCGAGAACGCCUUGUACUUCAUCAUCGGCUUCAGUUUCGCCAUGAAUUUCGUGGACAACGCCUUGUCCAGGGCGGUGCGAGAGGAGCUGAUCCAGGUGCCCUUGUCCACGGCCUGCAGCGUGGUGCUCUUUGUGGGUACCCUGGGGGCUGAUGACUUUGUGGACUUCUGCGAAGGUUUCUUCCUGGAGCUUCUGUACGGCAUCGCCGAGCGCUUGAUUUUGGGGACCCUCUUCGAGGCAAUCGAUAAGGGCACGGCGUAUGCAGCCCACUGGGCCAAGACCCGUUCCUGGUUCUGGCGAUUUACCCUCAUCCUGACGGCAGGCCGUUCAACACGAGCCUUGCUGAUGAACGAAGGUAAAGAUGAAGAAGAGAUUUCCCCAGAAGAGAUGGUACAAGAAGGAACGCCCAUCGAAGAGGCCAUGGAGGAAGUCAUUGGCUGCGGCACUACCUGCAUGAGUACGAUCAUGACGCCUUUCAUUAUUGGCGCCAUCUACGUCUUCGCACCUGAAACCGAAAUUCCUGUAUCAUAUGAUAUUCGCAGCCGGGACUUGAUCUGUUACCUUCUCUUCGGUAUCAUCAUCGCACCUUUCCAGGUGAUGAUGGAUAUCUUCAUGAACCAUGCCACAGAGCUUCAGAACAACGUGAGGAUCUACGACUACAUGCUUUACUCCAAGUGGCGCUGGCGCAACCGCGUGACCCGUUGCUUAGCGAAGCAUGUGAACCGUGACCGGAACCCCAACGUGGGCGCGACCCGUCUUGGUGCUCCACAGGCCCGCCGCAAGGUGGCGACGGCCAAGCCGCAACGUGGGGUGAAUCGCGCGCCACUGGCGAGUCUGGCGGACAUCACCAACAUCCAAGAUGCCCGUGACAUGCGCAAGAAACCGCUCCGGGAGCCCCUGGCACCCCUGGCGCCACUGGCGCCGCUCGAGCGAAGCCUGGUGACGAUUCGAAACCGCGAGGCUUCACCUACACCGAUGGAGAUUAGUAAUCCCGAGCUCUUGGCAGAAGCGCAUGACAAGGUGCAGUCUGUGGCGGAGUACGCGCCGGAGAUCGCAGACCAGCUCUUUCACGACGAAGCCAUCUUUAUGCCGCGCGCGGACUAUAUGGAAUCGCAGCAAGACAUCAAUGGCAAGAUGCGCGCCAUUUUGGUGGAUUGGCUGGUGGAAGUUCACAUGAAAUAUCGACUGCGUCCAGAGACGCUGUUCCUCGCCGUGAACUUAAUCGACCGUUACAUGUCCUCGCUCCCCGUGUUGCGCCGACGCUUGCAGCUGCUUGGGGUGGUGGCCAUGUUCGUGGCCGCCAAAUUUGAGGAGAUCGAUCCGCCCAAAGCCACCGACUUUGUGUACAUCACCGACAACACCUACUCAAAGGAUGAGCUCUUCCAGAUGGAGUGCAACAUGUUGAGCACCCUGGAGUUCCAGGUGGUGGUUCCCACAGCCGCACACUUCGUGAACCAAUUCGUGAAGGCCAAUGGCUGCGAGAACCCGCGCCAUGCGGAGGUGAUCAAAUACAUCAUGGAGUUGGCUCUGUUGGAUCUCCGCAUGAUCAGACACAAGGCCUCUCACUUGGUUGCCGCAGCAGUCCUUCUGAGCAAUGAGCUCUUUGGCCGUGCUAUUCCUUGGCCGGAACACAUGAUCCAAAUCAGUCGACACACCGAUGCCGAGCUCAGGGUAUGCUGCGAGGAACUCCGACAACUGGUGCGUCAGGCACCCAGCCAGCAGCUCCAGGCAUUACCAGGUGGCCCGCAACGCUGUCCUGGUGGCUGCCUGAGUCAUCCGAUGUCAUUUGACUUCGGACGCUGCUGGCGUCGUGUCGCUGGGGCCCGGUGCAACAUCGGUUGGCUCUUCGAUGACCCACGGCUGGACCAGUCGAUUGCGGAGCCCUUGCAGAGUGUGAACCAUUUAGCCUUCUCACCUCAGUUCUACUUCAUUGAGACCUACUACACCUGGGGGAUGUUGGUCUUGCUGUUGUCCAUCACCGUCUUCCUCCGCAAGCAGCCUCUCAGCCGCAUAGGAUGGCUGCAUCGGGUAACCGUGGAAAUGGGAAACGUGGACCAGUGGGAGGUGCUUUGGAAGCCCAUGGACAACAACAACUUCCGCAUCUUCAGCCGUUCGGUGGCGCUGGCGCUUCAACGUAAGGAUGCUGCCCUGGCCCAAGAGAAGUACCGGCAGUGGUUCUGGCAACGCCAUUCAGGAUGGUUGGUUGGCCACUUGAACGACAUCUUCACACCUCGUUCCCGUGAGCGAUACAAGGGAAAGCUCAGCCUGCUCUACCAGCAGGCUCUGCAGCUUCAACCAACCCGCGUCUACAAAACGCCGGGUGAUGCCUUCCCAGAGCCGGUCGGGCAGCAGGAGCUGCCGGAGAACCUACGACUAGAGCGCCGUGGCCGCCGUGGUGUCAAGGGGCUGGAAGAAGACGACUCAGAAGAUGAGGCGAGUUCCUUGGCAUUGCCCGGCAAGGGCGGCUUUGGCGCCCUGAUGCUUCCGGGCGUCACCAGCAAGCAAGAACCCAGUCAAGGUAUGCGCCAAGGUAUGCGCGCCUCAGUGGCCCUGAGGCAACUGGACAUCCCCUCGCUGCCUACCAUGCCGCAGGCGGCACUGGAGCCCAUCGCGCCACCCUUGGAACUGGCGGACAACUGGCCGCUACAGGCGCACGGGGACGCUUUGGAACUACCAGAUGCUGCAGGCUUCGGCCCCCUGGCGGCUCUCACUGGCGCCGCCUGGCUGCGCGUGGCGCGGCGGCGCAUCAUCAUGGGGCGCCAGGCGGAGGAGUACACCAUCGAACAGCCCUUGAAUGAUGUCUGCGGCGGUUGUGCAGUGCGCGCCAAUGAUCCUUUCGUCAAGGAGCGGGUGGGCAUUUGGCAGCAUGGUCCACGCUUCAAAGUCUACCUGACGGGUAACCUCCGCCAGCUAAUGGCCAGCUUCGAGCGUCACUACGAUGUGCCGCCGCAGCGUUUGGCCGGGGCGGUGAUCCGACGGUAG
Molecule: messenger RNA, 11178 nt
Organism: Cladocopium goreaui
Lineage: Eukaryota; Dinophyceae; Suessiales; Symbiodiniaceae
Source: the annotation of a GenBank genome assembly